This is a messenger RNA of Phlebotomus argentipes, 4155 nucleotides long. RefSeq names its product stromal interaction molecule homolog (gene Stim). The transcript is spliced from 10 exons. The record is from RefSeq and is a predicted model, not a curated record. Gene Ontology annotation, molecular function: protein binding; calcium channel regulator activity; calcium ion binding. NCBI's taxonomy places the organism in Eukaryota, Metazoa, Arthropoda, Insecta, Diptera, Psychodidae. Gene Ontology annotation, biological process: activation of store-operated calcium channel activity; intracellular calcium ion homeostasis; store-operated calcium entry. Bases 757 to 2997 code for a protein of 746 amino acids. Gene Ontology annotation, cellular component: endoplasmic reticulum; plasma membrane.
UUGUGUCUCGGCUAGGGUUGUAAUUCGCCGCACUUCGCCACCAACGGAGUGUAUUUUGAAUAUCUCUCGGCUCAGAGUUAACUUCACGCCUAUAAAAAUGCUUGCCACAGCGCGGCGCACCAGUCGGCCACUUGUCAAAGCAGGGAUUCGCCACCAGUCAGUGAGCGAAGGAAAAACCUUGGGAAAAUCAAGAAUUCCCCUCAAUUUCUUCCCUAUUUGUCGCUCUUCUUGCACUUCCUCUUCUCGCUAUUGCUCAGUGCACAAACUGUGACUAUCGGUGUGGUGUUUGUCUAGUGAAAUUGUACAGGAAUCUAAUAGGAAAAGUCGACUCACCUUGCAUGAGUGUGAGUGGCGUGGAAAAUGAACUUGACCCGCACAAGUUAAAGUAUCUCUCUGAGGAGUCCCCAGUUUUUUUCCGCCUGCCAUUCCGCGAGCAUUUGCACCCGAACACCACCGCGGGGUGACAGUGUGGCGAGGCGGUUCACGCAGAGACAAAUGUUGAGUGUGCACCGGAAGAAAAAUUUGCGUGUCUAUUGUGUUUGCUGCCGUCUUAAUUUUCCCUGACGCGUCAAAGGAGCAGCUGAGUAGAAUUUUUUCACACCUCAUUUCAGUUUGACUUGUGUUUUAUUUUUUCACCUUCCUCUACCUGAUUUUCCCACUCGCUGAGAAGUGAUCGUGUGUUUGGUGUGUGACUCCACGGAGGGAGAUCGGGAGAGCCGUAAAGUGUCUUGUGAACCGUGAGGCAGGAGGGUCAAAAUGCGGUGGCUGCAGAAGGGCAACUCCACAGUGCUGUGGCUCUUCCUCUCCGCGCUCGUCCAGAUCACAGUGGAUGCCCUCGAGACGAGCGGUGAUCACAUCCAGGAGGACUUCGAGGGGCCCCAGCGCGCCCACACGCCCAGCCCGCCAUCCAAAUUCACUACUGCAGAGCCUGGCGGCACUCACAUGCCCCACAGCGCGCCCCCGCCACAUUUUGGGCCCGCGCCCGCAAAUCCAGCUGGCGCAGAAUCUCGCAGCUCAUACGCAAUGCUGAGCCAGGCAAUGUCAAAGGCUGUUAGCCAUGAGUUCAGCGGUAUUUCUGGAAGUGGUUCCCCCGAUGGAUCGUGUCAUGCUGAUGAUCUUGACUGCUUUGGUACUGUUCACGAUCGCCUGGAAAUGGAGGCUAUAAGAUCGCUGCAUCAGCAAUUGGACGAUGAUGACAAUGGGAAUAUUGACAUUGCCGAAUCUGAUGAUUUUCUGCGUGAAGAGCUUAAAUAUGACUCAGGAUAUGAGAAACGCCACAGAGCCUUUCACUACAAUGACGAUAUGCACAUCUCAGUGAAGGAACUCUGGGAAGCCUGGUUGCGAUCUGAAGUGCACAAUUGGACGGUGGAGCAGACGAGCGAAUGGCUGGCUCAAAGUGUACAAUUGCCACAAUAUGUGGAGUUGUUUAAGCACCAUAAAGUUGCUGGAGCUACAUUGCCGCGAUUGGCAGUGAAUAACAUGCACUACGUGGGCAAUGUUCUGGGUAUCAAAGAUCCAAUUCACAAACAGAAGAUCGCCUUAAAGGCGAUGGAUGUGGUUCUCUUUGGUCCGCCACGAGAGACUGGAACACGGUGGAAAGACUAUAUUCUUGUGACACUACUGUUGAGUGUGAUUUUUGGAUGUUGGUACGGAUAUCAGCAGAAUAAGAAUUCAAAGACUCAUCUACGUCGCAUGGCGAAAGAUAUGGAGGGAUUGCAGAAGGCUGAACAGGCUCUCCUUGAGAUGCAGAAGGAGCUGGAGCGUGCUCGCAUGGAGCAGGAGAAUGUGGCGACUGAGAAGAUGGAUCUUGAGCGACGUCUCAAGGAGACUCCGUCUCUCACAUCAUCGAGCUCGGACCUCGAAGUGCAGGCACUGAAGCAGGAGAUUGAGAUGCUUCGCACGGAGCUGUCGCGGGCAGAAAUUGAACUGGUGGAUCACUGUUGGUCACCACCGCAGGGUCUGCAGACGUGGCUGCAGCUCACGUACGAACUGGAGAAUAAGAAUCACCUGGUGAAGCGUCGCUCGGCGGAGAAGCAACUCCAGGCGGCCAGGGAGGCCUGCGAGAAGCUGAAGAGGAAGCGCACGAGCUUAGUGGGUGCUUUUGUAUCUACACACGGGAAGAGUAUCGAUGACGUUGACAGGAGUAUCGUUGAGGCGCGAAAUGCCCUUGGCGAGGUGACAAAUGAGCUCCAGGAGCGGAUGCACAGGUGGAAGCAGAUUGAACAGCUGCUCGGCUUUAGCAUUGUCAACAACAAUGGUCUGCCGUACCUCGAGAGUGUCCUCUAUGCGCGCAACGGUGGAAUAACCGCCAAGUCAGGAAGAGGACGCAUCACAAACAGUCAAGAUGAUUUGGAUGAUGAGUCCACACAAGGACGAAUGGACAACUUCGAUCGCAUGUUCGAUGAUUCUUCAGCGAGUGAGGAUGGCGAUACGAAUCCUCCUGUAAAUCCAGUAAAAUUCACUGUCGGUUCCGGAUCACCCACACCACAAUCAUCUGGCUUCAACUCCCUCCACAAUAUUAUUAAAAAUGCAGAUAGCUUGGCAUCGCUAGCGUCAUUUGAGGAGACAACGAAUCGACACUCUUGCGAGAGAAUCCUUCCGCGUGACUUACCGCGUGUGGGUAAAAAGUUGACGUCCGGACAGAUUCCACCACCGCCACCGCCGCCAACUUUCAUCACCGGAAAGGCUCCAAUGCCGCCGCCGAGGAGAAGCCUCAGCAGCUCCUUCAUUAAGAGGUCUCAAAGCACAGACAUGGUCCCCGUGGAGUCCCCAACAUCAACGAGCUCUCUUGUAUCGUCAAACAGCACCAUCACGUCCACAGUCAGCGAGCUCUCCUCCACAUCUCACGGCCAGCAGCAUCACGAGACCGACGAUGUCACGCCACCGUCCACGGACUCAUCAAUUGUUGAUGAUGAGUUCAAGAAGCGUCGACGAAAACUACAUUUCCCAUCGUUUGGGCGAAAGUCCACCAAGAAGUCCGCCUCUUUCACACACUAAUCACACCGCGAGUCUCCUGAGUUUGGAUUUUUCCGUGCGAAGCAACCCCUUCUGACUCUUCUUUCGGCCACUCUUGAGCGCCAUGCCCGCCGAGAUGUGUGUUGUGGAAGAGGAACACGCUAAUUGAUUGAGAUAGGGCAGAAGCGGUGUGGAAAAUAAUUGCAAUAAUGCACCCUCACGGAGGCGUGGGAGGUGUAGAACCAAUGUCAAUUACGGAAUGAUUUGAAGAUACAAUGUGAGAUAGAAGAGAGAGAAAAAUAACAGGAAAAGCAAAUUAAUGCGGAUUAUUGGAUGAUCACGCGCGAAAAAAUGUGAAUUCAUAAGCAACAGAUUUGAGAGGCAAUAAGGAAAAUCAAUUGUGGUAAUAUUGCAAAACAGAGUAAAUCAAUCAAGCAAAUGAUGAUCGGAAAUUGUCCGCAAGAGUAUUUUUUUACCUUUUAAUACGGAUUAAUUUGCAGAUGUGGUGAAAAGUUGAAGAGGCAAAAGAACACAAUAUAACAUGGAAAGUGAGAUGAAAAUACUUAAAAAAAUAUAUAAUUUAUGGGUAUAUAGUGAAUUUUUUUUAAGCUUUAAAGGGUAAAUAACAAUUUCACUUAAUCUUGUGUAGACCACUUAAUUUUAUUGUUCCCCAAAUUAGCGCAAAAGAUAGCCCAUUGAUAAGUGAAGCACGUGACUUUAUCUAAUCUUCACAAAAGUUUCUCUUUUGUGAUAUAAAAUCUGUGUAUAAGCUGCAAAGUCCCUCGAAGAGAAAAUAAAAUAUCCAUUCCCUGUUAUUUGCAACACUUUGAUAAAUUAUAUUCAACUUAUAGUGCAGAUUUAUAUAAUUUGUAUUGUGAAAAGGAGGCAGAAUGAGAGCUUUUUGUACGGGGAAAAAGAGCCACUCCAAAUUCAAUCGAAAUGACCUAACUUGCUUAAUUUUUUCGAUAAAUGCGACUUUUCUAAAAGACUUGCCAAAAUUUUGUAUACACGACAAAAAGAGAGAGAAAAAAAACAAAUAGGAUGUGAAAUUAUUAUGAAAUUGUAUAAACUUCCUCUCGUAGAUAGGAUAAUUUUUAUUGCAGGUAAAUUGAUAAAAGAAAUUGUUAUAUAGAGAAAUAUGGUGCUGCAAUUUUGUGAGAAACAAUGAAUAAAAAUAUUUGAGAAUUUCCUUAAAAAAAA